UUGCAAGUUUGAACAGUGACAAAAACCAAUAGUUAAACCAACACACUGAAUCAUAGCUAUUUUUUAUUAUAUUAAUUAAAUUUAUCAAGAUGACAUUGACAUGUGUGUCAUUGUGUUUUUUUAUCAUUGUCAAUUUAAUGACAGAGAUACAAGGAGCUUCUGUUGAGCCACUGACAAUGGUGAUGGGACCAAAUGGUGUACCAAUUAUGAUAAGCAUGCAAAAUAUGAAACAACCAUCAUAUGGACAAAGAGCAAUGAUAUUUACUGGUUAUUACCAGCCAAAAAAAAAUUCUAAUCAACGUGUUCCUUUUGAUAGUAAUUUAGUCAACAGUGACAAUGAUUCAUUGGCUAAUGUUAAUCCAGGUCCAGAGAAUGUUAAUGAUCAAUUUGAUAAACCAGAAGCUUCAUCUAGUGUCGAUCCAAUGAUCCAAGAAGAAACAACGAUUCAAUCAACUCCAGAUGAUUUGCUGGCAUUGACAACACAAAUUCCACUGGUGCAACGAGAAAAAUCUCCAGCUAUUAAUCCAGAAGGAAAAUCUCGUAAAUCAUCAAAUGGAAAAAAGACAGUUGUUGUCAAGGAAGAAGAGACUGAUCAAGAUAAUGAGGAAGAAAAUGAAGAAGAAGACGAUGAAGAUGAUGAUGAUGAAGAUGAUGAACUAUCACCAAUUGUUCCAUUCAAAGGACCAUCGAAACGUCGAAAUAAUAAUUUACCAAAUUUGAAUAAUAUUUUUCCUAUGAUAUUUAGAUUUCCAAAGUCAUAUGGAAAAAAUUCACAUGGUGAAUCAUUGCCAGAAUUAAUAACAGCAAUUGCCAACAGUUAUUCAACAGGAAAAGGUGGAGUUGCAAGUUCAGUUGCAACUGCAUAUGGUGGACCAUCAAAUGGAAGUAAAAAAAAACAAUCAAAGCUAUCAAACUGAAUGAAAAUGAUUUCUAAUUUUAUAUUUCUUUUUUAAUAAAAAAUAUUAACAAUAAUAAAUAAUCAACAUAAUAAUUAGUAUGUAAAUUGAAUUAAUGGCAAAAAAAAAAAAAAAAAACGAAAAUUAUUUUAAUUGAAUAACCAAGUUGUAAAUGAAUAAAAAUAAAAUUAAAAAAAUUGA
Messenger RNA from Aphidius gifuensis, 1097 nucleotides. RefSeq lists its product as uncharacterized. The transcript is spliced from 4 exons. The coding region runs from base 90 to 917 and encodes 275 amino acids. The record is from RefSeq and is a predicted model, not a curated record. Lineage: Eukaryota; Metazoa; Arthropoda; Insecta; Hymenoptera; Braconidae.